This is a messenger RNA of Aspergillus piperis CBS 112811, 370 nucleotides long. RefSeq lists its product as uncharacterized. The record is from RefSeq and is a predicted model, not a curated record. The transcript has a single exon. Lineage: Eukaryota; Fungi; Ascomycota; Eurotiomycetes; Eurotiales; Aspergillaceae. The coding region runs from base 141 to 302 and encodes 53 amino acids.
GCCAGUGUCAAGGUGCCGAGGCAUCUAGUUGAUGACAGAAAAGCAAUAACAUUGACAAUUAUUGAAUUUUUAUUCAUUCAUAUUAACUUGACUUGAUACUACCAUGGAAUUGAAGAGCCAUUAAUAGAUAUGGCCCAGAAAUGAGUGAUGCAGCACUUAAUUCCAAUGGAAUUAAAUCUAUUAAGUUUCGACUUGGACGUAUUGCUACAAGUGACGUGUAUAUAGCAACAGCUUAUUUUACAAUCAUACUGACUAGUAUUUCAUUGCAAAGCAAUCGACUUUUGACUCACACUGACACCUGAGCAGUUAGGGGAAAGACAAAAGAGAGCGAUGGAAAAGGUAUUCAAGCCACAGUGGCAAUGAGUAGAGG